AUGGUCCGCGCCCUCAAUCUCCGCCUCGCCCUUCAGGCAACAGCUAUCAAGGUCUCGGCAAACCUGGUCACCCAGCUCAUCAUUCACUACAGGACACCAGGCGUAUCGACUUUUGAUGCCCAGCAGGUACUGGAGUUUGCUAUCUAUGGAUUCAUAGGCUCUCAGGUCGGCAACAUCAUCCAAUUCAUCCUGGAGGACUGCUUCCCCACUGGCCACGCAAUCAGGGCGAACGAGAUCCUGCCGCAGGUUCAGGCGGAUGUGAAGCAGGUUGAGGAGAAGAAGGACGAUGAUACGAGAGGAACGACGAGGAGAUGGUUCAAUAUCAGCCCGGAUCUCAUUUGGCGCAACGUUUUGGCGAAGCUGAUUCUUGAUCAAACAAUUGGUCUUGCCAUCAGCGGGUCCGUCUUUCUCAUCUGCACAAACAUCGCACGUGUUUCUCACCCCUUCCUCGUUCUGGAAGUCAUCCGUAAUCGACUUUGGCCACUCAUCAAAGCUGGCUGGCAUAUCUGGCCAUUAGUUGCCAUCUGCAAUUUCCUAUGGGUUCCAGUGCGCUCUCGGGUUUUGGUGGCAGUUUGUGUUGGGUUCGGCUGGAGUAUCUUUUUGAGCGUCUUUGCCAUGCGGAAAGGGAAUUGA
Molecule: messenger RNA, 633 nt
Organism: Fusarium musae
Lineage: Eukaryota; Fungi; Ascomycota; Sordariomycetes; Hypocreales; Nectriaceae
Exons: 1
Coding region: 1-633 (210 amino acids)
Cellular component (GO): cytoplasm; membrane
Source: RefSeq, a predicted model, not a curated record